Messenger RNA from Phoenix dactylifera (date palm), 1014 nucleotides. RefSeq lists its product as uncharacterized. Lineage: Eukaryota; Viridiplantae; Streptophyta; Magnoliopsida; Arecales; Arecaceae. The record is from RefSeq and is a predicted model, not a curated record.
AUGUCAAAUCUCACCAAGCUUGAAUUUGUAGCUCUUGACAUAUCCGGCAAAAAUUAUUUGUCAUGGACUCUUGAUGCCGAGAUCCAUUUGGACGCAAUGAAUCUUGGAGAAACUAUAAAAGAAGGAAAUGACGCAUCCCUGCAGGAUCGCGCCAAAACAAUGAUCUUCCUUCGCCACCAUCUCCAUGAAAGCUUGAAAGCCGAAUAUCUUACAGUGAAAGAUCCAUAUGUCCUUUGGACAAAUUUGAAAGAGAGAUAUGAUCAUCAGAAAUAUACGAUCCUUCCAAAAGCCCACUACGAAUGGAUUCACCUACGGCUGCAGGAUUUUAAAACUGUAAGCGAGUAUAAUUCCGCAGUAUUCAGAAUUACCUCUCAGUUAAAAUUAUGCGGAGAAAAAAUUACUGAACAGGAUUUGUUAGAAAAAACAUAUUCUACUUUUCAUGCCUCGAAUGUGCUCCUGCAGCGGCAGUAUCGAGAGCGGGGUUUUAAAAGAUAUUCUGAGCUGAUAUCAUGCCUACUUGUUGCUGAGCAAAAUAAUGAACUUUUGAUGAAAAAUCAUCAAUCACGACCAACUGGUUCAGAUCCAUUCCCUGAAGUGAAUGCUGCAUCAUCUGUUCAUCAUAGACAUGACCGUGGUCAUAGUCAUGGACGUGGCCGUGGACGUAGUCGUGGCCGUGGUCGUAAUAAGCAUUGGUAUCGUGGAGGCUACCAUGGCAUAAACUUUAAGAAAUCAGCAAACAAGGAGGAGAAACCACAUAACUCCUCUAAAAAUAAAGAAAGUGAUUGCUAUCGAUGUGGCAUGAAAGAACAUUGGUCACGUACCUGCCGUACGGCCAAACACCUUGUUGACCUUUACCAAGCUUCACUGAAAGGAAAAGGGAAUGAUGUAGAAACAAAUUUUGUUGAAGAUCAAGAUCCACUGAACAUCACCAAUUUAGAUGUCUCCGAUUUUUUUGAGAAUGAUGAUGGAAAGUUUGAACAUCUGAGUGGUGAUGGAAAUGUUCUAUAUGAUUAA